CCAGAAACAUUUGUGCUGUUCCUCAGUGUGACGUCAAGAAGCUAACCAUCAUCGACAAUAAUCCAACGAGCGACUCUCUCUCCUGCGACAGUCUUAAUCCUACCUUCGCCAAACGAACACGUUCGUCGACACUCACGAAACCGCACGCAUUGCCUACAGAGAUCGUCACGAAAUCUCUCAAUAAUCCGAGGCUGUACGGCGUUUCAAGAGCGUUAAAAAUGGGGGAAUACCGAAAUAACGUGUUGAUCCAGCUAGGCUUCGUCUGCAUCCUCGCGCUUAAUGCGAAUAUUGUCUGUGGUAACGCGCCAAUUGCAAAAACGCCGAAUGGUACAUUGUAUGGCAGGACGAUGUCCAGCCGACUUGGCAGAAAUAUUUACGCGUUCCUGGGAAUUCCCUACGCUGCACCGCCAAUCGGAGAACUCAGAUUCAAGCCACCGCAACCUCCGACCUGGAACGAGGCCCUAGACGCUACGACAAACGCCGAGAUAUGCACGCAACGGAACGUUUACGUCUAUCAGAAGGAGAUUGUCGGCAGCGAGGAUUGUCUUUACCUGAACGUCUAUACGCCAUGUGUACAAUGCACCGAAGAACAGCCGAGUUCUGGUCCGCAACAACGGCCGUGGAAGGCCUUUACUCGAUUCCCGGUCAUGGUUUGGUUCCACGGUGGCGGAUGGCUCACUGGGGCCGGCCACUCUGAAUAUUACGGGCCCAAGUUUCUGCUGGACCACGACCUCGUCCUCGUCACCGUCAACUUUCGACUAGGACCGUUGGGCUUCUUGAGCACGGAGGAUCUGGAAUGUCCUGGAAAUUUAGGAUUAAAGGAUCAACUGCAAGCUUUGCGAUGGGUGCACGAGAAUAUCGUUUACUUUAGCGGCGAUCCGAAUAGAGUGACUCUUUUCGGCGAGAGCGCAGGUGGUGCAAGUGUUCACUAUCAUAUGGUCAGCCCUCUUUCAACAGGACUGUUCCAUCGCGGUAUUUCGCAGAGUGGCACCUUCUACAACCCGUGGACUUUAACGUCGCCGGGAGUUGCCAAAAGAAGAGCCAUGUUCUUGGGCAAGAAUUUAGGGUGUAGCACCGAAAAAUCCAAGGAUCUCAUUGAAUGUCUACGAACAAAGAGCGCAGAAGAGAUUAUUGGCACUGACAAUCUUUUCAAGAAAUUUGGUUACUGUCCGAUGAUACCAUUCCGACCGGUAAUUGAACCCGAGCACCCAGGUGCUUUCCUGACGGAGGAUCCUCUAAUUUCCGUACGAGAAGGCCGCCUUCUCGAUAUACCCUGGAUGACGGGGGUUACUUCUGAUGAAGGAGCUCUGAAAGUAGCAGGUAUUUACGGACGGGAGAACAGUGUGGAGGAAUUGGAGAAUAAUUUUAACGAAAUUGCGCCUAUAAGCUUAUUUUACGACGAGAGAUAUAACGUCACGAAUAAGAAUUUGCAAAAUGAAAUAAGCAGCUCCAUUCGAAAUUUUUAUUUCGGCCAUGACUCUAUCAAUUCCACGGAGGAUUCCAGAUUCAAAGUUGUCGACAUGUAUAGUGACUCAUGGUUUAACCACGGUACUUACGAAGCUGUGCAAGAUUUUAUUGUAAACCAAACUUCACCAGUCUUUUAUUAUUAUUUCGCGUACAGAGGAAGUGCGUCCUUCACUUCGAUAUUUGGUGAUCCCGUAAAAAAUUAUGGAGUAUCGCACGCAGAUGAUUUGCAAUAUUUGUUCCCCGUGGGUGAACAAUUGUUUCCGGACACGCCAUUGUCUGAGAAAGAUAAAGAAAUGAUCAGUCUCAUGACUUAUCUUUGGUAUAAUUUUGCAAAUUCCGGAAAUCCUACGCCAAAAGUGACAAAUAUAGUUCCAUUGAAAUGGAAGCCCGUGAAAACAGACGACGCACUGGAAUACCUGCGCAUAGAAAGCUCAACGAAAAUUGCUAUGGAUCAUAAUCUUCUGUGGCAAAGAAUGACUUUUUGGGAUUCCUUAACACGCCAGUUGAAAUCCCAUGGCAAUACUUUUAGACAUUUGAGGGAUGAAUUGUAAUUUGUAUGUCUGUAAUUUGCGCAUAAGUCAAAGGUAAAGAUUGCGGUGUAGGUAACUGCGAGUAUAUUAAAAUGCUGAAAUUUUAAGAAAUUGUUUUUUUAUACAUUUUAUAGAGCGUAUUUGAUGUUAGUGGUUCUAAAAACUUUUUAGAUUAUACACAUUAUGUAAUUUAUAAUAUAAUAUAUUAUAAUCAACAUUGUAAUAUAAGUAAAAGCAUAAUAUAUAUGAAUCUAUGUAUUACGCAAAAUGUAGUACCAAAUAACACAAAAACGCUACAAGAUUAUGUGAUUUGUAAUAAUUGUUUCGGUGUUUGAAGUAAGAAGUUUUUUAUACAGUUCAGUUAAGAGUAUAUUUUUAUCUUGCGGUUAGAAGUGGAUUUAAUAAUAAAGAUUACGGUAAUAUUAUACAA
This is a messenger RNA of Vollenhovia emeryi, 2427 nucleotides long. RefSeq names its product esterase E4. The record is from RefSeq and is a predicted model, not a curated record. The transcript is spliced from 9 exons. Lineage: Eukaryota; Metazoa; Arthropoda; Insecta; Hymenoptera; Formicidae. The coding region runs from base 219 to 2018 and encodes 599 amino acids.